Messenger RNA from Scatophagus argus, 625 nucleotides. It is a transcript of the gene hddc3, whose product is annotated as HD domain containing 3. The coding region runs from base 97 to 564 and encodes 155 amino acids. The record is from RefSeq and is a predicted model, not a curated record. NCBI's taxonomy places the organism in Eukaryota, Metazoa, Chordata, Actinopteri, Scatophagidae. The transcript has 4 exons. Gene Ontology annotation, molecular function: guanosine-3',5'-bis(diphosphate) 3'-diphosphatase activity.
GCAGUUUGGUGUGUCUCACCAUGAGUUCAGACGCAGCUUUGUUGUUAGAGACUGUACAUUUUGCCGCAGAGAAACAUCGCAACCAACGACGUAAAGAUGCAGAACAAACGCCGUACAUUAAUCACCCGAUUGGUAGGAGUAGCCAGAAUCCUCAGCCAUGAAGGAGGCGUCACAGACAUCGAGGUUUUGCAGGCCGCUUUGCUUCAUGACACGGUGGAGGACACGGACACCUCUCCCGCAGAGCUUGAAGCAAAGUUCGGACCGAUUGUGGCUCGUAUCGUACAGGAGGUGACAGACGAUAAAAGCCUGCCCAAACAGGAGAGGAAGCGCCAGCAGGUGGAACACGCAGCUCAUUGCAGCCGUCAAGCCAAACUGGUCAAACUGGCUGAUAAACUGUACAACCUGAGGGACCUGAACCGCUGCACACCUGUCGGUUGGACAGCCGAAAGAGUCCAGGAAUAUUUUGUUUGGGCCUGCGAGGUGGUGAAAGGCCUGAGAGGCACCAACUCAACUCUGGAGGAGAAGCUGGAGGUGCUGUUCAGACAGAGAGGAGUCCAGCUCUGACAACUUAGCCGCAUACAGACUAUUCAUUAAUAAAUUAUAUCAAUAAAUUGUACUUCAUAUA